Molecule: messenger RNA, 695 nt
Organism: Camellia sinensis
Lineage: Eukaryota; Viridiplantae; Streptophyta; Magnoliopsida; Ericales; Theaceae
Source: RefSeq, a predicted model, not a curated record
CUCCUAUCAUGGCCACUCCCUGUGCCUCUAAAAUUGUGACCAAGCAGGUAAUCGCAUCCAAUGAGCAUCAGAAAACUGUACAUCUUCCUGAGGUGAAAGUUAUAGAGGUCAUGUUGGAAUUUGUUGGUGUCAGAAACUUACCAAAGGGACACAAGGGAAGCGUCUCUGUCGUAUUUAGUAAGACACAGCCUGAUACAAUCUUCAGUGCCAAUAGGAGACUCACUAUUUUGUCCGAGUCUGGGGAGAAACAGGUCGCUUCUUUCCAUUGUCAGCCUACUGGAAAUCUGCGAUUUGAACUUGUCUCCCACUCACCUUCCAACUUAAAAAUUUCAAGGCCAGCCAAAACUUUGGGUUCCUCUUCCAUCUCUCUGGAGGAUUUCCUGACCCCCGUUUCCAAUCUCUCUGUGGAGAAGUGGUUGGAGUUGGUGUCCAGUUCUGGAACAGUGAGCUCAAAGCCAAUUGGUUUACGGGUUGGCCUCUCAUUUACCAUUCCAACUGCAGCGCCACAUGUGCUUCACAUGGUUCGCUCUCGGCCAUUCUCAAAGAGUUCUUGUUUUUUCCCACUUCCCGGAAGGGUUCAAUUUACUAAGAGUUGGACACAUGUUAUCGAUGAAACUGGCAAUGAGGUCAUCAGCCUCCAGAUGAGAGAUUUUAGUAAGGAAAAUGGGAGAAACAACUCUAUUUUGAGGAAAUAG